This is a messenger RNA of Malania oleifera, 2343 nucleotides long. RefSeq names its product OBERON-like protein. The record is from RefSeq and is a predicted model, not a curated record. The transcript has 3 exons. Gene Ontology annotation, cellular component: nucleus. Lineage: Eukaryota; Viridiplantae; Streptophyta; Magnoliopsida; Santalales; Ximeniaceae. Bases 277 to 2049 code for a protein of 590 amino acids.
GUCUACUUUGACUUGCUUUUCUUCAAUUUGGGUUUUGUACUUUGGAGUGUGCAUCGUUGUGGCUUGGGUGGACCAGGGUUUCUGCAAAUUUUCUCUCUUCUUUUUCUCGGGAAAAAGGGGGCGAGAAAUUUAAGUCCCGAGUUUUCCCCGAGCUUCCCCUCAGUUCGAUUCUCCGUCGAUCCAAGGAUUUUCUGCAUAAUUUAGCGGUUUGCGUCUUCGAUGAAUAAAUAAGAGGCAUUUGCUGAGCUUACAAGUUUAAAAGCUAUAUAUAAUUUGAUGGGGACAUCUUCUGGAACUAACUUCCAAAGCCAACAACCUCCAAAGAUGCUGCCUCCACGGCAACAGCCACGACCCGGAGGUUUGCAGACUUCUCUGUCCCUCGUUUCACCAGAUGUGAACGGGUCUCCCAACCUUCAAGAACCAGGUUCAAAUUCAGAUCAGGUCCGUGAUUCCCCAACAGAAAGUGCGAGCUCGCGGGAAACCUGGCCCACUGCUGAUCCUUUCAUGACAAAAAAGCUAGAGAAGGAGAAGGAAGGGGAAAAUGACACUGCUGAACUAUCGGUCAUUCGCCGCAUUUCUAGCUCAGAUAAGAUGUCUCUCCGGGAUGUAGCUAAAGAAAGAGUUGAUGUGAUAUCAGAAAGAAUGCAGCGUCUUCCAAACGAUUUUUUAGAAGAGCUCAAGAAUGAGCUCCGGGUUAUUCUUGAAGGAACAGGUGGUUCUCAGCAUAGAGAUGAGUUUUUGGCUAUGCAGAAGCUUGUUCAAAAUAGGAGUGAUUUGACAGCUAAAACACUGAUUAGAGCUCACCGAGCUCAGCUGGAAAUUCUUGUUGCGAUCAAAAUGGGGAUACAGGCAUUUCUGCAUCCAAGUAUCUGCCUUUCUCAAACUUCUCUCAUUGAGGUCUUCGUGUACAAAAGAUGCCGAAACAUAGCAUGCCAAAAUCAGAUCCCGGCAGAGGACUGUACCUGUGAAAUUUGCACAAAUCGAAAUGGCUUCUGCAAUCUCUGCAUGUGUGUUAUUUGUAACAAGUUUGAUUUUGAGGUGAAUACAUGCCGAUGGAUUGGUUGUGACUUGUGUUCUCACUGGACACACACAGAUUGUGCUAUUCGUGAUGGGCAGAUUGGCAUGGGUCCUUGUGUUAAGAGUGGAACUGCCCCAGCAGAAAUGCUCUUUAGGUGCAGAGCCUGCAAUAGAACAUCAGAGUUAAUGGGGUGGGUUAAGGAUGUAUUCCAGCACUGUGCACCUGGUUGGGAUAGAGAAGCUUUGAUGAGAGAACUAGACUAUGUGAGUAGGAUUUUCCGUGGAAGUGACGAUCCCAGGGGCAUGAAACUGUUCUGGAAGUGUGAAGAUCUCAUAGAAAAAAUGAAGAAUGGCGUAGCAGAGUCUACAGCUUGUAAAGUAAUAUUGCUCUUCUUUCAAGAUCUUGAAGCAGAUCCAUCAAAGAAUUUGGAAAGUGAGGAAGGUGGUAGGCUGAUAGCCCCACAGGAGGCAUGCAGUCGGAUCGCUGAAGUGGUGCAGGAAGCUAUUAGAAAAAUGGAAAUGGUGGCAGAGGAGAAGAUGCGGAUGUGUAAGAAAGCUCGCCUAGCUCUUGAUGCUUGUGAUCGAGAGCUCGAGGACAAGGCCAGAGAAAUUGCAGAGCUAAAGCAUGAGAGGCAGUGGAAGAAGCAACAAAUUGAUGAGCUCGAGAAAAUCGUGAGGCUUAAGAAUGCUGAGGCUGACAUGUUCCAGCUCAAGGCCAGUGAGGCAAGGCGGGAAGCUGAGAGGCUCCAAAGGAUUGCACUUGCCAAAUCUGAUAAGUCAGAAGAGGAGUAUGCCAGCAGGUAUCUUAAGCUUCGAUUGAAUGAGGCCGAAGCUGAGAAGCAGUACUUGUUCGAGAAAAUAAAGCUGCAAGAGAGUUCUAGGGCAUCACAAAGCAGUGGUGGAGGGAGUACGGAUCCUUCCCAGAUGCUGAUGUUUUGCAAAAUCCAGGACUUGCUUAAGAAUGUGUAUAAUGUGCCCUCGAAGACUGAAGGCCAACCAAAUGACCUCCACUCUCUUGGUUCAAUUCCUUGACUUUGAGCGUGAGAUUGAUGUAGUGUUGCUUGUUGAGUUUUAUGAAUGAACAAAACCCUAAUUUAUUCAAGCUGUUACUGUGUUAAUUGUUAUGUCAUCAUGUGUGAUGCGUGCCUACGAAUGAGUACAAGUAUCCAUAGUGGCAAGCUGACUCAUGGAAUUGUAACUUUUAUUUAGUGGUUAGAACUAAUGCCCAACCUUAGAUUCAAAUGAUUAGAGUGGAUUGAACUGGUUGUGUGUAAUGAUGAAACCAGAUGGUUGUGAAAUGAUAAAAAACUGAAAAGGUUUUGAGUC